Molecule: messenger RNA, 3188 nt
Organism: Wasmannia auropunctata (little fire ant)
Lineage: Eukaryota; Metazoa; Arthropoda; Insecta; Hymenoptera; Formicidae
Gene: rho-6
Product: rhomboid-related protein 2-like
Exons: 4
Coding region: 1-1101 (366 amino acids)
Cellular component (GO): membrane
Molecular function (GO): serine-type endopeptidase activity
Source: RefSeq, a predicted model, not a curated record
AUGGGUUACAGAAACUCCACUCCGGUCAAUGUUAUGCUCCACGAAGCUAAAGAACCCCCGUUGAAAAUGAGAUUUAAUUAUCUCUCUGCUAAGUUUAUUUACAAGACAUUUUCAAGAGAUUUCAAUCCAGUAUCCAGAAGUUUAAAAAGGCUAGAACUCGAAUCGCCGCUUGGAAUAAAGAGAUUAACUGCAUUAAAAAAUUCUCCGCUAUUCAAACAAUACAUUAUGCUAAGACACAAAGAAUCUGAAAUACAUCGAUCUGUUUAUCCUCCAGCUUUUCAACACGACUAUAAUACUAUGAUAUACAGACAUCCGUACGUUGCACUGCUAAGAGGACUUAAAUCCAGCUCUAAUGUUGUCGUUCAAAAAGAAUUUCUAACUAAAUCACUUGAAUUCAGAGAAGGCGCUAUUUCUUUUUACACUGAUGGCUCCAAAGGAGAGGAGAAUUCCCCAAUAACCGUCCACUGCCUGGGAGACGAGGCGACGUUACGGAGAUGGCUGGUCUACGAUCCCCGUCAGAGGGUACAGGGCUGGAGGUUCGCCUCCUACAUGCUGUUGCACUCAAACGCACUUCACCUCGCACUCAACGUGGUCAUUCAGCUGGUCCUGGCUACUCCACUCGAGGUAGAGCAAGGACGAAUAGGAGUGGCGACGAUCUAUCUGGGCGGCGGAGUCUGUGGUGCUCUGGGAGCGUCGCUUCUACAACCUAGUCUUUACCUGGUCGGCGCAUCGGCAGGUGUUUACGCGCUGCUCACGAGCCAUCUUGCUCAUCUCUACCUGUGUCACGGCGAGUUGCGCUACGCCGGCUGGCGUCUCGGUGCCGUGUUGCUGCUGGCCGGUGCGGACGUCGCGUCGCUGCCCAUCCCUGCGUUGCUCGGAUGCGGUCGGGUCGGUUGGGCGGCGCAUGUUGCGGGCGCGCUGGCGGGUCCGCUUCUGGGUCUGGCUGUGUUCCCGAAUCAGAGCAAGAAGGACGCCCGGGGCCGCAGAUUCGUGCGAUACGUGCGGCUGCUGUCGGCCGUGAGCGUGAUGCUGCUCAUCGUCGGCGCCAUCCUCGGCAACGUCUACCUGAUCGCCCUGCCGCAGCUCAGGAAGCCAUCCUGACAGAGGAUCGAGAUGCUCGUCAAGCUCUGCAGACGGUCCUUCCUGAUCGUGAAGAUCCGGGAGGCCGCCGAGGGCGUGUUCGAGUAGGCCCGCCGUGCAAACUCGCGGGAUCCGACCGAUCAUCGAUCGCGUCGUAACUGCCAGUGGACUUUUCCACUCUUCAGAGCUUCAGAUCUCACGUGAAUCUCGUGCAAUCCAGUCUCAAUCAUCCAUUAGACACACGAGAAGCAUUCACGCCAAAAUGACACGCGAUCGUGAUUAUUAGGCAAUCCGUGCGAAAAUUUUUACAUUUUACUCCAGGGGAAGAUCGUGUGAUCGGUACGCUGAUCGAGACGCUUGUGAAGAAACUUGGGCGAGCUCAGUGAAGUCAGUAGGAGGAAACACCAAAGAUCGACGACUCGUCAAAUUUGUUUGUGCUAUUCGCUGCCACUAGAAUCUUUAGGAUUUCGAGGACAUUAGACGGAGUAUGCGAAUAGAAUCAUGGAAGUACUGGAGAAGUGACUCUUUGCGCCUGAUACUUUGAUAAAUUUGAUAUUAUGAAUAUUGGUGAACGUCGCGACUUUUUCUACGGACAGGUAAGACGUUUCAAACUGCCAACCGCAACCCUACCUGCCGAUAGGAUCGGGUUGUACAUGUAACAUUUAAUAACACGCAUUUGUGCAAUGCUUUUUCUCGUUAUAUCGAUCUCGGUAUAUCUAUGGGCGAACAAGAUAAAAAACUAUACAAAAGUGUGACAUGUGUGUGUAAUAAAAGUGAGAAAAAUUUCUCCCGUAAAACGAUGUAUGAAGCUGAAGCUGAUAUACAUUGAUGGUACACGUAAGUCUGUCCAACAAUGGCGAACGAUUAUUGUAGAAUGUGAGAAGUAAUUUAUUUAAAUAAAUGCAGGGGAUAGAAGCUAUUGUUAUGGCUCGCGUGCUAAAAAUCGCAAUUUCGAGUACGUUAAACUAGUAUGUCGCAAUGUUGAGGACACACAAUGGGAUACUUUCAUUCUUUCAAUUAUUCAUAUUAACAAUUAUAGCGUGUAUGAAGAUGUAUAAAAAAAUAAAGCGAUCAUAUUACUAAGGUAAUCGUGUUAUGAUAUAACGGAAAUUUUAUUAAUGGCAAGAUAAAUGUAUCGAUCGUUAAUAAAGCAAAGUUUAACAACGGUGCGAUUGAUCUCGAACUGCGAAACUGUAAACUCUCCGUACAAAGCAAUUCGCUGUUGUAGAAAUAACAUCAUAAUCUCGAAUCAUCUUUUGACGUUAUCAACUAUAAUUGUAGAGCGAGAACGGUAACGGAAUUAGGAGUCCAAAUUGAAUUCCUUUCACGUUUAAGCCAGAGUCCUGCCAUGUUUUCCAAUAAGUGUGCAAGAGAAGAGAUCUUUUAUAGCGUAAUCAUAACAUAAAAAUAAUCGCGUUUCUAUUUACGAAGCUGUAAGACUUGCGAAAUAUUUAUAGCGUAGCACGUAGCGUCUUUAAUCACGAUGUGCAGUGUUUGUUAAGAGAGUUCGUGUACGUACAGAUUUGGAGGCGUUCAUCAAUUUUCGACCGUGUUGUUUCUCCCCGCUUCAAUUUAUCAUAGCCAAAUUACAAUCGACGCCACGAGAUGCGUCAAACGGUAACAUAAAUUAUCGUUAUUACAGCUUGAAUUAACAGCUCGGUUAAACUUGUGCUCGUCAGAAUUCUCCGAUAAAUAAUUAGACGCGAAGGUAAGGAAGUGCUUGGGUUAACGAACGCUAGCCUGCUUCACGAAAUUGGUAUCUAUAAGGCCCAUUUUUUAAUAAUAUAUGGUUAACGGAAAAGUUAAGUUAACUAAAACUUGAAAGUUAAUUAAAACACCCUUUCAUAAGCUUAUAAUCAAAUAAACUAAAGGUUACGUGCACAUGAGUUGAGUUGGCAAGUUAACUUGAUGGUUAAGUUCUAAUCAAAUGUUGUUAAACAAUAAACUUCUUGGUAAUUUUUAAUCUUUAGGUAGUCAUACAUUGUGAAAAUGGGCCUAAGCGAUUUAAUCCUAGAUAUACAUACUGGAGUCCCCGGGACUGCUUGCAGUUUUGUUAAAAAAUUGAAAUAUCGGAUCGCCAAAUUUUUUUGUUACUAUUUCAAAUAUGC